Aspergillus homomorphus CBS 101889 is the source of this 732-nucleotide messenger RNA. RefSeq lists its product as uncharacterized. The coding region runs from base 1 to 732 and encodes 243 amino acids. NCBI's taxonomy places the organism in Eukaryota, Fungi, Ascomycota, Eurotiomycetes, Eurotiales, Aspergillaceae. The transcript is spliced from 4 exons. The record is from RefSeq and is a predicted model, not a curated record.
AUGUCGAUCACGAGGGUUCUGGUCACCUGCGCCACGGGUGCCCAAGGCCGCGGCGUGGUGCAGCAUUGUUUCGCCGCUGGCCUCCAAGUUUCUGCCUAUGUCCUAGAUCCGACAAUCCCCGCCGCCACUCAACUCGCGCAAUGGGGUUCCGCUCUUGUGCGGGGUGAUCUGGACGAUCUGGAGACCUUGCGCACUGCGACUCAUGGCAUGAACGCCGUGUUCGAGGUGCAAACCGGCGACUGCGCGGUGGAGCUGCAGCGAAGCAGUAAUCGCGGCGCAGAAGGCAGCAGCCAGUUGGUUGAACAAGCACGCCCUCAGACCCGUGUCCGUGUAAUAGCAGCAGUAGCAACAUCAGACGGCUUCAUCCGGCACUGGACGAUUGUGAGCCUGGGUCAACUCCUGCAGAACCUGCUGCCUCCUGUGAACGCUCUGUGUUCCUCGGAUUUGAGCGAGACCGGGUCCUGCGGGUGGACGCGGGCGACGUGGGGAUUGUGGUCGCAGCAACAGUUGCGGUCGGCUAGAAAGUUUGGUCAAGUGCAAGUGCAGUAUCGAUCGGAGGACGAAGAGGACGAGCUGAUUUGGUUGGGGGAUUCGGUGGCCGCUGCGCAGCGAUUGGCGAAUCAAGGUCCUGGCGGUGAUGCAGUGGGCAAUUGUCAACGUGAUUUCGGGGCGCAAGCUGAGGUUCUUACCUCGUUGGAUGCCUUUUUGGAGGCUCAUGUCUCCAGGAUUUGA